Helicoverpa armigera (cotton bollworm) is the source of this 4175-nucleotide messenger RNA. RefSeq names its product mummy (gene mmy). The transcript has a single exon. The record is from RefSeq and is a predicted model, not a curated record. Bases 161 to 1627 code for a protein of 488 amino acids. Gene Ontology annotation, biological process: UDP-N-acetylglucosamine biosynthetic process. Lineage: Eukaryota; Metazoa; Arthropoda; Insecta; Lepidoptera; Noctuidae. Gene Ontology annotation, molecular function: UDP-N-acetylglucosamine diphosphorylase activity.
CAUUUGUAUACAAAAAUGUAUGGAAAUGUCAAAUCGAGCCGACGUGUAUCUUGCUCAGCCGUGGUGGGAGAUUCAGUGAAAAUGUUAUCUUGUACUUGUUCGCAACUAUGAGCCAGUGUUCGCUUUCUAAUCGCGCCGGCCAGACAUAGCACGAUAAAUAAUGUCGUACGACAAUUUGAUCGAAAACCUAAACAGCCACGGUCAAGGGCACUUGCUGAAAUACUGGCCGGAACUGAACGAAAAACAGCGGGACCAAUUGAUUAGUGAUUUAAAAAAAAUCGACUUGGCCGAAGUCAAUGAGUUAUUCCGUCGGGCGAAUGAUACGAGCAAAGUUAUUUCGGAAAAAGUUGAAGACUUGAAGCCUAUUCCUGACUCUCAUUAUGAAGCUGUUCCUAACUUGACGAACGAGAAAAUAGAAGAGUAUGAAAGUAUUGGUUUGAAAGAAAUUAGUGAUGGAAAAGUUGGUGUGCUACUUCUCGCGGGCGGGCAGGCUACCAGGCUCGGCUUCGGCCAUCCGAAAGGUAUGUACGAUGUCGGCUUACCAUCGAGAAAGACACUAUUCCAAAUUCAAGCUGAAAGAAUUGUCAGAGUACAGCAAAUGGCAGCUCAGAAGUAUGGAAAAGAAGGUCGUAUUACCUGGUAUAUAAUGACUUCGGAGCACACAAGGGGACCAACCUCGGACUACUUCAAAAGUCAUUCCUAUUUCGGUUUGAAUGAAGAGGAUAUUGUGUACUUUGAGCAGGGAACAUUGCCGUGUUUUGAUUUUGAGGGCAAAAUAUUUUUGGAUGAAAAGCACCAUGUUGCAUCAGCCCCUGAUGGCAAUGGAGGACUCUACAGAGCGCUAAAGUCCCAAGGUGUGUUAGCUGAUAUUGCUAAGCGUGGUGUUGAGCACUUACACGCUCAUUCCGUGGACAAUAUACUAAUCAAAGUGGCUGAUCCAGUAUUCAUCGGUUACUGUAAGAGCAAAAAUGCUGAUUGUGCUGCAAAAGUUGUUCAGAAGUCUUCUCCAAGUGAAGCUGUAGGUGUGGUGUGUCGUGUGAAUGGACAUUACAAGGUUGUGGAGUACUCAGAACUGACUGAUGAGGCAGCAGAAAGCCGUACCGCUGACGGUAGACUCACAUUCUCAGCGGGUAACAUCUGCAAUCAUUACUUCUCAUCCGAAUUCUUAAACAAAAUCUGUAACUUCGAAUCUAAACUGAAACUCCAUGUGGCCAAGAAGAAGAUUCCUUACGUAGACCAUGAAGGGAUCCGUCAGAAGCCAACAGAACCGAAUGGCAUCAAAAUGGAGAAGUUUAUAUUUGACGUGUUUGAGUUUGCUGAGAACUUCAUUUGUUUGGAAGUGGCCAGAGAUGUGGAGUUCUCUGCUCUGAAGAACAAUGAUGCUGCUAAGAAAGACUGUCCGUCAACUGCCAAGCAGGAUCUCUUGAGGCUUCACCGAAAAUACAUCAGGGAAGCCGGUGGAAUAGUGGAAGAUAACAUUGAUGUGGAGAUCUCUCCGCUUCUCUCGUACGGUGGGGAGAACUUACAAGAGCUGGUCAGUGGUGAGGUCUUCACAAUCAGUCCUUACCACUUAAAGAGUAUGCAAGAGUCCGCAGCCAACGGUAAUGGAGUGAACGGUAAUCAUUAGUACUGUAUGUGCUUUUAAAAAAUUGUAUAUAAAAACUUUUUGGUUGUUAAAAAUUAGGCAAAAGAAAAAAUCUCUUCUGUUUAGCUAUUGGUACAAUAACUUUUGAAGUUAUUGAGAAAAAGAAAUACAAAUUCUAUAUUAUUUAUUUGAGUUAAAAAAUCUGCAAUAUUUUAAAAUGAAAGGACUAAGUGAUGUGAAAUUUAAGUCAUUAUUAUUUAGGAAUCUUAUCGUUAUAUUUUAAUUUGCUUACAAUUUAGUAAUUGAGGCAAUAAUUAGUUUAUUACACAAUUUAUUGUAAUUAGUUUAAUGACAGCUUAUUAAGUAUCAUGAUUAUAUUUUUAUUUGGAAAUCAGAAAGCUUAGCUUUCACGUUAGAUUGUAUGCAUUUCUAUGAUCAUCACAAAAACGAUUCUAUUUAAUACUGAGGCAAUUAAAAACCAUAAAUGGGAAUUUAUAAAAAUGAUCAUAAGGGAAAUAUAGUCAGUCUUAAGUUAAUGCAUCGACGGAUAGUGAUUAAAAAGUAUAUCAUUUGAAUUCUAAGAACUUUUGGAGUUAACUAAACAAAGACACCAAAAAAUAUUUUGGGGUAUAUCGAAUUUUAAAUUGGGUAAACCAUCGAAUAUCCAUUUUAUAUUUGAAUUUCCUGCUACCAAUCUCAGCAUUCACCUUAAGACUGCCAGGACAGUCGGCCGACAAUUGACCCGAUGGCUAGCAAAAACUUUAUUCUAAAGAAAAUCUUGAUUCCAAUCAAAGUUUUCAGUCGGUCUGAUACCGGCUAAAUACCUGAUCUUUGUAAUGUGCGUACUAGCAUUCAUCUUCAUACUGAUUUAUGAGCCCAAACCAACUAUCGGCGGACUAAAAGUUUGCAGUGUGUACUGUAAAAGAACCUAUUUUUACAAAAAGUCUGCAUGAAUUUUAUAAUCUGUAUCUGAUUUGGCGCCAAAACUUUUACUUUCAAGGUCGUAUAGUGAAUCUCGUUUCACAUAAGACCUGUUUCGUUUAGUCUGACCUCCUUCGUCGAGGCGCUAUAUUAUUACGUUAUAAUAUCGUAAUCAUGAAGAAAUCUGUAUUUUGUUGAUAAAAAAAAUACUUUAAAAUGUUGUGAUUUGAAAGAUAAAUACGUAGAUAAAUUGGCUAGAUUGAAAAUGAUUUUUAUCGCACUUCCUUUUCGAAGAAAUAUUUUUUUGUGUAGUUAGUUUUCUUGGAAAAUUUAAUUGAAUUAUUGUAAAUAUUGUUUGUUUGCAUAGAAUAGGCUCUGAAACUACAAAGCCGAGUUGAAAAAUUAUUUCACUGUUGUGGAGGAGAAAUAAUAGUAAUUAGUUAAAUUAAAAGGAUAGAUCUUUUUUACUGCUAAAUAUGCACAAAAUUAUAUUCAGUUAAAUUCAGCUAAUUGACUGCCUAUAAAUAAAAAAUCAUUAGUAUUUAUCAGUUACAUACAAGAAAAGCUUUUGAACACACCUACUGCCAUGUAUUUUUUUUUUUUUGUAAAUACUUUUUCCACAAAGAUUAUUUGCAUACAUGCAUGGGACUAGUCCUAUCUCUAGUAAGGAAAUCAAGAGAUGGAUAAAAUAUUGGGAGUGACCGUUAGGAUCCAUAUAGGUUUUAUUACAUUAAGGCUACCUUACAUCACAUACUUGUAAUAUAGUACUCUCGGUCUUAUUUUAUUGAAGUAGACAAAGACAGGACUGUAUUAUUUAAUUAUUACAAUGUCUUUCUAUACUCCAUUUGAGUACGCACUUGACUAAAGGUACCUAAACAAUCUUGAAAGGAGUCUUUACACAAAUACACAUUAAAACUACUUAUGAUUUAUAGUCGCUUAGGCUGAAAUCGCUCUGUUGGUUUUAGAAACUUUCACAAAGCAGCCCGUAGUCUGGAUGUCGGCGGUGUUACACCCCCGUGCCUGGGACGUGUAGGCAGCGUCCCCGAAUGCUACUCAGUAGCAGUCUUACAAUCCCACGUCAGAGGCUGUCAGGCGGUAUUGAGAAAACUCUGACACUGGGGCUUGUUAGGUAAUUAAACCUGCAGCUCACUCGAUAAGAGUGCCCACUCAAAUGAAAUAUAGACCCUGAAUACAAUUUAUUAUUUACAUAACUACAUAUAUUGAAUCUAUGUAAUUAAUUGUAUACCAAUGUAUAGUAGUAUAUAGUACCAUAUGUAUGGCCCGUGGCUAAUCCAAGGCAUAGCAAAUUGGCAAUAUUAUAUUCUCAAAAUAUAUUUUAAAUUGACACAAAUAUUUUAUUCUAUUUUACGUUAUUAAAAAUAAUGAUUCGUUGUUGUGAAAUUAAAUAUAUUGUACUAUGUUAUUUUUCGGUUUUCAAUAUAUAUAAAUUAUUGUUUUUUUUUUGUAUUGUAAAAAAUCUCAGGUUUUUUUAGCAUUCCUAAGUUUAAGUUUGUAAAGGAAGCAAUUUAUUGAGCUUAUCUACGUAAAUAGGUUCUUGUAUUAUACUGUACUUAAAUUUUAGUCAAUAAUAAUAAAAUAUUAAUGAGAUUUUAUAUUAUAUCGUUCCUUUUAAUGAUAAAAUUAUUAAAGUACCUUUUUUUAAAGAAAA